ACAAUGGCAUUCUCUAAUGGAGAAGAAAGAAAACGGAAGGAGUAUCGUGAAGAUACUGAUGUGUAUCCGAGAUAUCUGGUGACACCGAACAAGAAGUAUAUUGAGCAUAGUCUAAAGUAUUUCUCAAAAAUGUUCAGCAAUGAGAGGUACACUGAUAUGUUGGGCAAUUUGUCAAGGCAGAUCUAUGAAUACUAUUUCGAUAAUUUGGAGGUAUGA
This is a messenger RNA of Cylicostephanus goldi, 216 nucleotides long. The record is from the annotation of a GenBank genome assembly. Lineage: Eukaryota; Metazoa; Nematoda; Chromadorea; Rhabditida; Strongylidae.